Messenger RNA from Eriocheir sinensis (Chinese mitten crab), 7491 nucleotides. Its product is annotated as G1/S-specific cyclin-D2-like. NCBI's taxonomy places the organism in Eukaryota, Metazoa, Arthropoda, Malacostraca, Decapoda, Varunidae. Gene Ontology annotation, molecular function: cyclin-dependent protein serine/threonine kinase regulator activity. Bases 1037 to 1954 code for a protein of 305 amino acids. Gene Ontology annotation, cellular component: nucleus; cyclin-dependent protein kinase holoenzyme complex; cytoplasm. Gene Ontology annotation, biological process: regulation of cyclin-dependent protein serine/threonine kinase activity; positive regulation of G1/S transition of mitotic cell cycle; mitotic cell cycle phase transition. The transcript has 5 exons. The record is from RefSeq and is a predicted model, not a curated record.
UAACACCAACGUCUCCCUACAUCACACCGCCGACGCCCGCCCGGCGCUCCCUGCUGCCAGCGCCAGCCAGCCGUGGAGAGGGUGUGCCUAAGAAGACUGACUCCCUCCCUCCGCGUCUCCUGACAACAAUCUUAUCACGGCGAACAAUCCCUGUAUAUUGCAAUUUCUGACAUCGAAAACACCCACGAGCGAACGAGUAGAACAAAUUUCACCGUUGGGCAUGCGCAGAGGGCGGAAAAGGGCAUGUGGCAACCCGUCUAUGGCUAAGGCUGGGCGAGCGAGGGGCAGCGCCGCGGCGACUGUCAACUCAGGCUGGGGCGAGCGAGAGCAGGAGGAGGCACGGUACGCAACAGUCAGUGAGGCCGGGGAUCCCAGUUGGGCCAGACGCACAUCGCUCCGGCCUUGUCCUCCUUGUUACCCUCCCGAGUGCAGUGUGAGGCGACAGCGUGAGAGCAUGUGAAUAAUAGAAGUACGUCGAUGCCACUCCAUUCAUCAUCCUACCUCAUUACUACAUCAAAGCAACGAACCAACGACCACAAGACGCGUGUGCAACUCAUCCUACUCCUCCGUAUUACAAGUGAUUGAUGAUUACUAUUCUUACGCCGCUUCUCAUCGACACUUAGUUUCCAAACCUGGCGGCGAGGAAAUCAAAGGGAGCAAAGAAAAGUCACUGUAACAAUAAUACUAGUAAUUUCUCCCCCUUUAAUAAUAAUAAUAAAUAAUACCACACUAAGCGAGCCUCUUUAAAUUUUCGAGGGUGGUGCGUUCGUCCCGUCCGUGGCAUUACAUAACCUGGGCCACUCAGUUCGACUAGUCAAAACACACCGCACCGUCUCGUCGCGGAGAGGAGAGGAGCGCCAAGGAGACCUAGUGAGAGUGAAGGUGCCUCAGGUGACUGCCACAAUGGUCCACACCUGGCCCUCCUGUGCUGCGUGAGGGAGAGCUGGCAGAACACCCCUCUCAAUCCUACCUCCUCUCAGCCCUCCCUUCGCCGGAGCCCAGUCAUCCCGCCACGCACCCACCCAAGUCAUACAAGAUGAAUCUACUGUGUUGCGAGAAUGCGACGGUGGAACUUGACAUGAAGUGUAAAUCCUACCUGGACCCCGUGUUGCUGAGUGACGAUCGUGUGCUCCUAAACCUCUUGAACCUGGAGGAAAAGUACAUGCCCAACUCGCGGUAUUUCUCGUGUGUACAGACAGACGUGGAGCCUCGCAUGCGGGACUCCGUAGCCCACUGGAUGCUGGACGUGUGCCGGGAAGAGCGACAGGAGGAGGAAGUCUUCACGCUCGCUAUGAACAUGAUGGACCGCUUCCUCUCGCUCGUGAAGGUGAAGAGGAACCAGCUCCAGCUUCUCGGCACCGUCUGUCUCUUCCUCUCGUCCAAAAUCAAGGAGUCCCCGCCCCUGGACCCAACCCGCCUCGUCUACUACACCGACUGCUCCAUCACUCUCGAGGAGAUCAGGAAGUGGGAGCUGCUUGUUCUGUCGAGACUGAAGUGGGACCUCGCAGCCAUCACGCCCCACGCCUUCCUCGACCAAAUCAUCGCGCGCCUCCACCUCAGCUUCCCCGAGACUCAGAUCAGGGUCAUCAGAGAGACAGCGACGUUCUUCAUCACCGUCUGCGCCACUGACGCGCGAUUCACCUCAAACCCGCCCUCGAUGGUGGCGGCGGCGGCGGUGGCGUCGGCUAUCCAGGGAGUCCUACACAGACACGAGAUUGAGGACGAGGCGGCAGCGGUGGCGCCCCUGAGCCUGGCCCCGCGCGGCGACCACACCUCGGCCCAGCAGUACAUGCAGGACCUGUACGACCGCCUGCACGACAUCACCCAGAUCGACACGGACUGCCUCAAGGAAUGUCACCGGCAGAUUGAGAUCUGGACACAGAGCAGCGGCGAGAGUCCCGCCCACAGUGCGGAGUCCACCACCCCGACCGACAUGCAGGACGUCAUGUUCUGACGGCAGGACCAGAGCACCGGAUUCCUUCCUCAUCCUCGCCACCAGGCUGGGGACGCUGCACCCUCGCUGGGGUCCCCCGGGGCCAGCCCCAACACUGCCACUUCCUGCAGUCGGUGACUAGGGGUUUGUGAAGCCCCGUUGGCACCGACACGACUGGCGGGGUUGUUGCUGACCCGCCGGUGUGGGCGUGGGGCCCGCCGCCCCUCCCCCGGGACGGCCGCCCCCACCACGCCUACCAUGUGCACAAGCUAGUCGGGUUGCUAAUUUAUAUCGGAUAUGAACUGACAUUAGCUAUCGCUGUCGCUACUGCUGUUCCGGGCAUGUCUGCUGCCCCUGAGUGCUCCUCCUCCCCCUCGCUGCCUUCCCUCCCUCACCCCGCCGCCCUCCUUCCUCACCGCCACGCCCCUCUUAUCUUCCGGCACUAGCGACGCUGAUCCUCACGCCCACGCCCACGCCCACGCCACCCAACGCCGCAUCGCAAGGUUGACGGUGUUUUGUCUCUGUUGGCGCCACUCCCGGCGGUGGACGCUGACAAGUGCCAGGAAAGGUUGGUGAUUACCAUCGGUGGGGCGAGGCCGCCUGCUGGGCAGCCCCGUCCCGCCCAGCCCACGCCCCGCCUGCCUGCCUGGACAGCCGCCGUCUCGAGCUGCGCCGCGGCUGUGGGGCAGCCUGCGGAGGCCUGCGGCACCGGAGGGACGAGCAUCGGCGCGUCACUAACCACCUCAAGGAGGAGCCUUCCCGCGAUUGGACAUUCUUUAGGUCUUUGGAAAAUUGUCUCCCACAGAGGCGGCCGGCGGGGCCACACACACACACGCGCGCCCCGCCUCCUGUCUGCAGACGUGGCUUGCAUCAAAACUGUGAUUGAUUUUUUUACUAAUACAGACUGAAAACAUAAAAUGCAAAAAAAAAGAGUAUGUGGAAGUGAAGUGUAGGACUGUACUGUUUAAGAUAAAAUUCGAUGUGAUAUAACAUUAGAGUGGAGCCGUUAGCGUAAGGUCACCUGACAAGAGUAGAGUAAGAGUAGGCGACAGAUAGGCAUUAUUGGCCCUCUCACCAGGCGCUCACUCCCCCGUCGGCCUCGUUCGCCAACUAGAAAAAAAGUCACAACAAAGCCGGUUGGUCCUGACGAAGGCGAAGACACGACUCGGAAGCAAGUCGGAGACAGGCCGCGGACGACAAGGCUUCGACAGCGGUCAGAGUAUAUUAUUUCCUUAUUGUUUUGCUAUUACCCUUACCAAGCUUUCCUAAAAUAUCCUCAAGUAUAUUGUAUUAUAAUAUUAUCUAAGCCGAGACGUCCCGUUUGGUUCCCUGUUCCCCUAGAAACUGUUUAUAUAUUGAUUUGCAUUAUCAUCUGUUUAUUAUUAUUAUUAUUAUUAUUAUUAUUAUUAUUAUUAUUAUUAUUAUUAUUAUUAUCAUCAUCAUCAUCAUCCUUAUUAUUAUCAUUAUUUUGAGUAUAAUCAUCACCGCUCAUAUCAUUACGCAACCUUCCCGCCCCCAAACUGCCGGCCUGGUAGUUGUUAGACGUUGCUUCCAUAAACGUUCAACAUACCUAAUCACCGUAUUCCUUUGAUCAUUAGGUCUGUAUCUUUUCUUUAGCUCCCCGGUGCGCGGAUGUAAGACUUUACUUCCCGCCCUCGCCUCUGAGGAUGCGAGAACAGGGUCGCCGGCCAGCGUUCAGGCCCACGAGACGAAGCUUUCCUGCGUCCUCCACCGCCUCCCCGCCGCGCCUCGGUGCUGGACGCUGGGAGUUACGAUGCAGUCGAAAAAUAUGAUUACGAAAAACACUAAAGCGUCACUCCAAAUAAUGCCCCACUAACACUAAUUCCCGCUCUUCCAAUGGCCAUCAGUACUCGAAAGACACAGUGAUCACGUCAGCCUCCCGCUCCACACAGACAUCUUAAUUAAGCUUACAGCCGUGUAGUGAUUUAUAUUUGGGCAUUUUACUUAUUGCUGUGGCCCUCCUCCUACCCCCCUCACCCCCCUCCCUCCCUCCCCCCUACACUCGGUCAUCACUACUACCUUGGCUAACUAAACUAUUCACGUCAUUAAGGUUCCUCCGCUUCAUAAUUUGCUUUGAUUGAUAGAAGAAAUUGAUACUGGAAAAAAUUAUAAUAAAUUCGCUCUUACGAACUCAUACGUUGUUUUCUUGGCUUGCGUUCAAAGUAUUAUACCGUAUAUAUUAUUAUUAUUAUUAUUAUUAUUUUCAUUAUUAUUUUCUUGUUUGCUUAAUAUGUAUAACGACAGGUUUUCUUCUUGUAUCGAUGCGUUUCCUCGGUAUUGAUUUGGAUUUUUUUUUGUUUUUGUUUUUGUUUCGUUGUAGGACACACACACACACACACACACACACACACACACACACACACAGACACACACGCACACUUGAUAUCAAUCGUGUGUUAUAUCGUUUCUGUGCGUCAGUCUCGUCAGUCACACCCACGCCCACGCCCACACCCAUGCGACCCCUCCCCCCCCCCCCUCCCCCGCCCCCCACCGCCGCCUUACUAGUCCUCACCCACCAGUCACAUCCCUCCCCCUCCUCCUCCUCCUCCUCCUCCCUCACUCCCUCAUUCUCUCCCUCCUUGUCUUGCUUUGUGGGUUCCUGUUUCAUGUUGAUUUAUUUAAGAAGAGAAAAGAUAGAGAUACUUAUUUAAUGCAUGUUGGCUUUUUUAUUUCCGCGGAUUAUAAAACAAAGAAAAACUAUUGUACUCUUGUAUUGAGUGGAGUUUUAUUAUUAUUAUUAUUUUAUUAUUAUUAUUAUUUCUGUGGUUAAUAUAUUUUUUUUAUGAACUUAAGUGACGUGCGUGGUUCUCUCUCAUCGAUGUAUGCUACUACUACUACUACUACUACUACUACUACCCUAUCAGGUAUUGUUUUCCUAAUGUAGUAAACACACACACACACACACACACACACACACACACACACACACACACACACACACACACACACACACACACACACACACACACACACACACACACACCAUUAUCCUCCUUCUCUCCCAUUCUCAGUAACUCCAUCAUUUUACAGGCAGAAGACACCACUUAUUUUUCUCUAUCUCUGUACUUACAUUCACCAGCUAGUCAGGUCGAUAGCUCACCACGAUCACCAUAACCAGCAUCACCAAACCCUACACGUACACAGAUACACACACCACCAAUAACAAAUGCAGAAGACAUCAGGUCGCACGCUGAGAAUUCAUAUGUAAACACACUCUUGCUUCCCUAUUAUUUGCUGUCAGUCAUCCAGUCAGUCAGUCAGUCAGUCAGUCAGGUUCUCAUUCCCACUCUGCUGCCUCUCAAUUUUCAACCCAUCCCAAUCUAAUCUAACCCAGUCCAGCCUUGUCCCUUCCUUCCCUUCCCAAACCUAACCCAAUUCAGUUCCUUCCUCCUCUUCCCUUCCUUUCCCCAACCCAAAAAAGCCUAAUCCCUUCCCUUCCCUUCCCUUCCCUUCCCUUCCCAAACCUAACCCAACCCAGUUCCUUCCUCCCCUUCCCAUCCUUUCCCUAACCCAACUAAGCCCAGUCCUUUCCCUCCCUUCCUUUCCCCAAACCAAGCAAACCAACCUCACCCAUCGUAACCCAACCCAACCCAACCCAACCCAGCCUCUUCCCUCCCUCCCACGCACUAAACUUCAUGCCACGCUCCGUCACCCCGCCCAGGCAACGAAAAGGCAUACUUACUCGAUAACGUUCUUUCAGGGUUCGAUAAUAACGUUCUCUUAUUAAGGUUAUCAGUCCUCAGGCCGUUCCUAUACAGUAGCGUCUUUAUUAUUAUUAUUAUUAUUAUUAUUAUUAUUAUUAUUAUUAUUAUUAUUAUUAUUAUUAUUAUCAUCUCAGGUUUGGUAGACUUGAUGCCAGUUUUUUUAUGCCUCGGAUCAUGUUUUUUUUUUCUCUCUCUCUCUCGUCAUCAUCACGUUCUACGCUUAUCACUUCACGUCGCGUUCUUGUCUAGCGUUGUACAGAUUUUUCUCUUUAUAUGUCCACCUCCUGCGUGUGUGGUAAACCCUUUGUGUAGGUGUUUGCUUGUAGUUCACUGUUUCUUUGUUCUUAACGGCACACACACACGGGACUAAUCCAUUAAAACAAGAAUUACUCUGUGUAUUCUGCAUGGGUGGCAAAGUAGUACAAGAAGAGAAAGCAAAAAAAAAUAAUUAUAAUGUUUACUUUUUAUUCGAACUCUAUGGCUUAUGAUUUUUUUUUUUUUUCGUUUUGAUUUAGGCCUGUUGAUUAAUUAUGUGAUUUUUCCUCAUUCAUCGGUAUUAAAAUUCUCACUUUCCUUAUCUUUAAAUAUGUAGACACACACACGGAAUGUUUUGUACGACACUUUUUUAUUUCUUCUGGUUAUCGUAAUUAUUAUCGUAGACGAAGAUGAAGGGACCAACCAACACCUCCACGUUCAGUAUACUAUUAUGUCUUCCUAGUGUUAAAAGGGAUAUAACAACACUUGCAGCCUCAGCAAGUUUGGCUCAGGAGAUAACAGAGAUAAGACAUUUGCAGUGGUGCCAAAUUUGUAUGUUGUCGUUGCUUUGCUGCCAAACUGUAUAGGACUCCCAACGCAUCCAUCCAUUCCAUCUAUAUUCCACGCAUUGUCUUCGGUAUUCGUAUGUUCGUGUGUACCUAUGUCUCUUUGUGUUAGUGUACGCCAUCAGCUUGGUGGUGGGGGGGACGGCGGCUGAAUGUAUACCCCUGUUAUAUCCGUGAGAUGCCCCCCCCCUCCCCUCCCCUCACGUGACCACAACACACACACACACACACACACACACACACACACACACACACACACACACACACACACACACACACACACACGAUAUACUCCUAGCUGUCCUAAUAAGAAAAUCGUUCCUGAAUCAGAGCCAAAGUUACACACACACACACACACACACACACACACACACACACACACACACACACACACACACACACACACACACACACACACACACACACACACACACACACACUACUACUACUACUACUACUACUAUUACUACUACUACUACUACUACUACUAAAAGAUUUCCGUAUUGGGCUGUUGUUCCUACACCGUUUAAUUUAGCAUAGGAGGGUGUCGAAGGAAGGAGGAGGAAGAAGAGGAGGAGGAGAAGGAAGAGAAGGAGGUCCUAUUUUUUAUCCUAAUGUAAAGAUUCCCAGUGGUUUCGACGUGCGUGCGUGUGUGCGUGUGUCCGGGGGUGACGAGGUAGUGGUGGUGGUGGUGAUGAUGAUGGUGGUGAACGGGAGUGUCGCCUUCCUAACGGGCUCACUUUUCCACGACAGCACCAUCGGGUAGAGGAGUUCUGGAGUCAGUCACGUAUCUUAACUGUAGAUGACCGGGGCAAUAUAUGCAGAACACGACCUUUGAAAGCAUUGUUAUUAUUAUUUAUUAUUACUAUUAUCGUAACUAUUUUAUUUUUUGAUGAUGCCUCUACUGCUAUUUCUUCCAUUACUAUUACUACUACUCUCUCUCUCUCUCUCUCUCUCUCUCUCUCUCUCUCUCUCUCUCUCUCUCUCUCUCUCUCUCUCUCUCUCUCUCUCU